This is a messenger RNA of Cornus florida, 1235 nucleotides long. Its product is annotated as small ribosomal subunit protein uS2-like. Gene Ontology annotation, molecular function: structural constituent of ribosome. Gene Ontology annotation, biological process: ribosomal small subunit assembly; cytoplasmic translation. NCBI's taxonomy places the organism in Eukaryota, Viridiplantae, Streptophyta, Magnoliopsida, Cornales, Cornaceae. The record is from RefSeq and is a predicted model, not a curated record. Gene Ontology annotation, cellular component: 90S preribosome; cytosolic small ribosomal subunit; ribosome. Bases 124 to 1044 code for a protein of 306 amino acids. The transcript is spliced from 5 exons.
CCCUAAUUUCGCUUGUGCAGACUGCAGAGAAGUUGAGAAGACACAUAAAGGUUGUAAAGUCUGGUUCAGUGAGAGAGAGAGAGAGAGAGCACUUUCUAACCUAAAACUUAACAAAUAGUAACAAUGGCGUCGAUGUCAAUCCCACAGGGAGAGAGAGCACUCUCGACGAAGGAGGCAGAUAUACAAAUGAUGUUGUCCGGCGAAGUUCAACUCGGCACCAAAAACUGCGAUUUUCAGAUGGAGCGUUACGUCUUCAAGCGCCGUACCGAUGGGAUAUACAUUAUAAACCUUGGAAAAACAUGGGAUAAGCUUAUGCUGGCAGCCAGGGUUAUUGUUGCGAUUGAGAACCCGCAGGACAUCAUUGUUCAGUCUGCUAGGCCAUAUGGUCAGAGAGCAGUUUUGAAGUUUGCGCAGUACACAGGUGCUCACGCAAUUGCUGGGCGCCAUACUCCCGGAACAUUCACUAAUCAGCUUCAGACUUCAUUCAGCGAGCCUCGCCUCCUGAUCCUCACUGAUCCAAGAACUGAUCACCAACCUAUCAAGGAAGCUGCACUUGGAAAUAUUCCAACUAUCGCUUUCUGUGACACUGAUUCCCCAAUGCGAUAUGUUGAUAUUGGUAUCCCUGCAAAUAACAAGGGAAAACACAGCAUUGGCUGUCUAUUCUGGCUCCUGGCGAGGAUGGUUCUGCAGAUGCGGAACACAAUCCCUCAGGGGCACAAGUGGGAUGUCAUGGUUGAUUUAUUUUUCUACAGGGAGCCCGAGGAAUCUAAGGAGCAAGCAGAAGAGGAAGCACCUGCAGCAGGAGAUUACGGAGAUUACACUGCUCCUGGAAUUCCUGGUGCAGGUGAUCAAUGGCCUACUAGCCAAAUUACUGAUGGCCAGUGGGUCACUGACGUGGUCCCGGGUGCCACUCCAGGAACAGUGCCAGCGCAAAUAGCUGCUGAUGGUUGGGAUACUGCAGCUGCACCUCCACCAGAAACAAUUCCGGGUGCUGGAAUCAAUACUGUUCCUGCUGCUGCUUCUCAAAAUGAAUGGGGACCUUGACCUCCGACUCUAUUAGUUUUCGUUGAACUUUCUGUCCGAAAAAAGGGAUCUUGUAAGGAUUUUGUUUUUGGCAAAAAAAAGUUGAGGUGUAGUUUAUGUUUAGUUUGAAAAUUUUGACAUUGAUGUUGGGCUCCUAGAAUAUGGAUUGGUUGUUUAACAUUUAUAUUAUCAUUUAUAUGGUUUUCUUUCUA